Messenger RNA from Diplodia corticola, 954 nucleotides. RefSeq lists its product as uncharacterized. The record is from RefSeq and is a predicted model, not a curated record. Bases 1 to 954 code for a protein of 317 amino acids. The transcript has 2 exons. NCBI's taxonomy places the organism in Eukaryota, Fungi, Ascomycota, Dothideomycetes, Botryosphaeriales, Botryosphaeriaceae.
AUGCCACGCCUUGUGCUGUCUCCGCGAAACCCUCAUCAACUGCUCGCCGCACACCGGCGGCAACAAUGCAGCAGCCGCAGCGGCGCACGCCAGUUCCACGCCUCAAUCCGGCGCGAUAAUGCUGAGGCACAAAACCACUACGAUGCGCUCGAGCUCCCCUUCACAGCGAGCGCUGCGGACAUCAAACGCCAAUUCUACUCCCUCUCCAAACGCCACCACCCCGACCGCAACAAAGGCGACCCAGCCGCCUCCUCUCGCUUCGUCCGCAUCAGCGAAGCCUACCACGUCCUCGGCACGCCCGACAAGCGCAGCCGCUACGACCGCGACCUGGCGCGGCAGCACCCGCACGCCCACCACGGCACCUCGUCGCCCGCGUACGCCGGCCCCGCGGGCUCGCGCCCGGCCUCGGGCCUGAGCCGGCGGCGCACGCAGUUCCGCGGGCCGCCGCCGUCCUUCUACCGCAACGGCGCGUGGGGCGCGCACGCGGCGAAGCGCUCCGCCGCGGGCGGCUACGACGGCAGCAGCAACAGCCGCAACAACCCGUACUCCGACACGACGGACCACCACAACUACGCCGGCGAGUCGGGGGAGCACACUUCAUCAUCAUCCUCAUACACGGCGGGGGCGUUCGGCAGCGGCGGCGGCUUCGGCGGCGGUUUCGGUCCCGGGCAGGCGACCCGCGGCGACGACGCGGCGCUGCCGCACUGGGACCGGGUGGCGCACCGGCGGACGCAGGAGGGGAUAUCGGCGCGGCUGAGCCGGCGGGCGCGGGCGCGGGGGGAGACGACGGACGAGAUGAAGAACGGCGGGGGGCCGUGGAGCCUGCUGAUCAACUUCUUCGUGGUGGGCGGGGCGAUUGCGUUUGUGGCGAGCAUACCGAGCUGGUUUCAUCACAACAGGAAGGAGAAGGAGAAGAUGGGCGGCGGGCCGGGGGUGGCGGUGGCUGGGAGGUGA